AUGGUCCGGCCUAUCGCUGUCAUGCGCGAGACAUGGAACAUCUACACUCCUGUCGAACGACGGAACAUCGCCAUUUACAUCGCUGGCAUCAUGAUGUACAAGUUCGGCCUCGAGGCAUUCAACGGAUCUGUCAUUGCGCUUGCGACUAACCGAUACGAUGAACUCGAGAAGACAACGCACAUCUCCAUUACGUUCCAACGCGUCGGCGUCUUGACUGGACUAAAUCAAGCCUUCCAGUGUGUUGGAUCUAUACUGAUCGCGCCACUCAUCAAGAGAUACCCAACGAAGAACGUUCUGGCUUGUGCAGUGCUUAUAUUCGCAUUUAUGAGCAGCGUCUUGCUCAUCUUGGACGCUGCAACUGGCGGCAGGUUCGCUCCGCGCGGAUGGCCAAAGGAUGACUUUAGCUACUAUGGUGACUAUGAUACGGACGCGAUGAUACCCAUUUAUUGCGUCUGUGGUAUAGUCUACGGUAUGGUCGAGUUGAUCCGACGAGUCAUUCCGCGCGACCUGGUUGGCGGCAACAUCCAAAAGCUUCGACGAAUGGACUCUCUGGUCCACAUCUUUUACGAGAUCAGCGGUACUGCUGGUGCUUUUUGCACAGCACUUGCGCUCAUUCCCCGUUUCGGCAACAACUUCAGCUUCAUCAUCACGCCCAUCUUCUUCGCCGCCGCAUCCAUACUCUGGUACUUCAUCCAGGAAGCCAGCAUACCGAAGGAGGGCAGGUCUCUGAUCUUGGAGAGUCAGCCAACCUACGUCAAGGCCGUUAUAGGCGGAUUCUACCUUUUCUUCGAGUCCGUUGGAACUGGUGCUAAGAUCAUCUUCAAACACCGCAAGUUUAUCUGGCUACUGCCCGGAUAUGCUGUCGCGCUUUAUGCACACCGAUACCUCGAGAACGCAAUCGCUCCUGCCGUAGCACGUCGCUAUUUCGGAAACUCAGCAUGGUCACAGAUCAUAGUGGGAGGCUCAAACUUUGGCGAACUGCUAGGGGCGCUGUUUGUAUUCAUGUUCACGAACUUGGUGCACACUCCGAUACCAUGGCUUCGGCUAGACGCCCUGGCUCUCCUGAUAGUCUGGUAUCUACCUUUCUGGAACCCACCUAAGAACGACGUGGCUCAAGCUUGGAUUGUGGGAGCGACGUUCCUCCCGAUCAGUUUCGGGUGGGCUGCCGGCGACGUAUCGCUCGCCGCAUACAUUCAGGCAUCGCUAGCGCGCAUCGAAUCGAAGACCCAGAACGUAUCCGCACUCGGUGCCGUCAUGGCGUUCCUCUACAGCACAUACAUCGUCACGUACGCGAUCGCAUCCGUUUCCCUCGGGACCUACAUCGACCGCGUUUCCGAUCGCCACAACGAACAGAUACACGGGGCUUUGCUGAACGUGGCUGCUGUACAAUUCACCAUCAUCAGUGUGCUGGUCUUGACAAGUACUUUUGUACCGAAAGGCGCCUUUGCACUAAACCCCAAGAUGCUCAGUGAGGAGGACCUGGACACCGAUUUGGAGGAUGAGGAUCUGGAGUAUGUACCUGGGGUUCAGGUAAAAGGCAAGCGAAGCUACGAAAGCCACGAGAUGGCCAGUAGAACGAACAGCUUGGAUUAG
Messenger RNA from Alternaria rosae, 1593 nucleotides. RefSeq lists its product as uncharacterized. The coding region runs from base 1 to 1593 and encodes 530 amino acids. The record is from RefSeq and is a predicted model, not a curated record. The transcript has 2 exons. NCBI's taxonomy places the organism in Eukaryota, Fungi, Ascomycota, Dothideomycetes, Pleosporales, Pleosporaceae. Gene Ontology annotation, molecular function: transmembrane transporter activity. Gene Ontology annotation, biological process: transmembrane transport.